CAGAAAAAUAAAACAAACAAACAGCGACUCAGUUUUCGUGUUUCAGACAAAAGCCACGUCCUUGUAAUAAAACCUCUGCUGUCCCAACAACUCUAAUCAAAUCAAACCUAAAACACCUUCGGGUGGUUGUGGGGGAAAAAAACCAGCCGGGAGUUUAUUGGUAAGGUUGAACGACAAUACCAUGGUGAAGAAGGAAACGAGCUUAGAUUUGAAUCCAUGCUCGGUACUCAAACGCCACCACAUAUUAGUAAAGUUUGCAGUUUCUCUUCUCUUACUGGGUCUGGCUUUUCGUCUUCUAGUCUCCGAUUCACUCACUUUUUCCUCACCCGCCGUUGAGUCACCACCACCGCCGACUCGUGUCGAAACUAAUGCCAUAGCCGACUCACCUCUUCCUUCUUCUUUGCCUGUUCAAGUUGCGGCUGCCGGUGAUUCGUUAGCAAACGAGAGCCAAACGGUUCAAAACGCUUCUGUUGCGGGUCAAUGUGAUCUGUUUGUGGGUGAUUGGGUACCCGACCCGUCGGGUCCGGCUUACACGAACGCGACUUGCCUUGACAUUGAAGCUCAUCAAAAUUGUAUGAAAAACGGCAGACCCGAUUCGGGCUACCUCUACUGGCGAUGGAAUCCCCGGGCUUGCGAAUUGCCCAGGUUCGACCCGGAAAAGUUUAUUGAUUUGAUGAAGAACAAAUGGUGGGCGUUCAUCGGCGAUUCUAUCUCCCGUAAUCACGUCCAGUCGUUCCUUUGUAUUCUCUCACAGGUGGAACAAGCUGUCGAGGUUUAUCACGAUGAACAAUACAAAUCCAGAAGAUGGCACUUCCCCUCCCACAACUUCACCCUCUCGGUUAUUUGGACCCCGUUCCUCUUGAAAGCCGACGUUUUUGAAGACAUAAACGGAGUUUCCUCGGCCGAAACUCAGCUCCACCUCGACAAACUCGACGAAACGUGGACCGAACAGUACAAGAACUUCGAUUAUGCGGUGAUUGCCGGCGGGAAAUGGUAUCUUAAAACCGCGAUAUAUCGAGAGAACAACACGGUGACGGGUUGCCAUUACUGCCCGGGAAAGAACUUAACGGAAAUGAGCUUCGAGUAUGCGUACCGCAGGGCAUUGAAGCUGGUGCUGAACUUCACUAUGGACUCGAGCCACAAAGCAUUCGUUUUCCUUCGAACGACGACGCCGGACCAUUUCGAGAACGGGGAAUGGUUCAGCGGAGGGACCUGUAAUAGAACCGAGCCGUUUAAAGAAGGCCAAGUGGAUACGAAAGAUGUAGACACUGUGAUGCGUGGUGUCGAGAUGGAAGAAUUCGAGCAGGCGGCUUCUCUAGGAGCUGAAAAUGGGGUGACGCUGAAAUUGCUGGAUUCCACUCGCAUGUCUCUGCUCAGGCCGGACGGGCACCCGGGACCGUAUAGGCAGUUUCAGCCAUUUGCAAAGGAUAAGAAUGCUAAAGUGCAGAAUGAUUGUUUGCAUUGGUGCUUACCAGGGCCCAUUGACUCUUGGAAUGAUAUUGUGAUGGAAAUGGUAAUUAGAGGACCACAAUGAUGAUUAACCAUUUUUUGUUUGGAUUUGAGAUAAAAAAAAUUUCUUUUCUUUUU
This is a messenger RNA of Hibiscus syriacus, 1587 nucleotides long. RefSeq names its product protein trichome birefringence-like 25. The transcript is spliced from 3 exons. The record is from RefSeq and is a predicted model, not a curated record. Gene Ontology annotation, cellular component: Golgi apparatus. The coding region runs from base 182 to 1534 and encodes 450 amino acids. Lineage: Eukaryota; Viridiplantae; Streptophyta; Magnoliopsida; Malvales; Malvaceae. Gene Ontology annotation, molecular function: O-acetyltransferase activity.